Messenger RNA from Bursaphelenchus okinawaensis, 5327 nucleotides. NCBI's taxonomy places the organism in Eukaryota, Metazoa, Nematoda, Chromadorea, Rhabditida, Aphelenchoididae. The record is from the annotation of a GenBank genome assembly.
AUGGAGCCGAAGAAGUCGUCAGAUUCCGUUGAUUCUAUUGAUUCUGGCCAUGCUUCUCCCAAGCUUUCCUCCUCAUCGUCCUCGGAUUCAUCGAUGAAGUCGGUGGAUCCACCAAUCAAGUCAUCAGCUCGUCGUGGAUCAAAAGUGUCGUUUGGGGUGUCGGACGCGCCAUCUGAUGACUCCAACACCUCGUACACAUUCAACAACCACACCAGGGUGGUGAUCAUGGUUAUUGUGACCUGGUGCUUGAGUAUGUUGAUAGCGAAUGCUACAGCGUUGAAUUUUACUGUUAUUUGCAUGCGACAGCCUGACACGCCGUUUUCUAGUCAAGUUGCGACUUUUGGCGAAAAUGGUACCAGUAGUACUAUUAAUGGUACCAGUAGUACUGUUAAUGGUACCAGUAGUACCAGUUUGGAGAAGUUGUUGGAAAAUGGUGCAAAUGGUGCAAAUAAGACUGAAAAUGAAAAUUACAUGUUCACGAGCAUGCAAAACAGUUGGUUGUUCAGUUCGAUCGCUUUAGGAGCACUAGUUGGAACGUUACCUAUUGCCAAGCUGAAUUUGAAAUAUGGAGCGAGGUAAAAUACGAAUACAGAAUCGUCAUUUUUAUGUUUUUAAGCUACUUUUUAAUUUUGUUUUAAAAAAUUUUAAAUUUUGACAAAAAUUUUUAAAUUUAAAUUUUGGCGGGAAAAACAAAAUUCAAAAAAUUUUUUGAAAAUUUUGAAAAUUUGGGUUUAAAAUACGUUAGUAAGUUUUACUUUUGUGCCGUUUUGACAAAAAAAAAUUUUAGGCUUGUUUUUACGGCUUAUGGGGCCAUUUCGGCUAUCUUCACCUUGGCUCUGCCCUUUGUUGCACCAUUUGGAUUCUGGCCGGUAUUGGCUUCCAGAUUCUUGGUUGUAAGUUGAUUUUUAUUUUUUUUUGUAAAGUACGGAUUUUUUUUCUUUCUUUUUGAUAGGUUAAGACAAUAUUUUGAAAAAAAAGUUGGGUCUCACCACGAUUGUUUUUACUUUUAUUUAUUCUUAACAAAAGCUGGUUAAUAAGCCAAUAAUAGAGUGGGCAAAACGUAUUUUACAAAAAUAAAAAUUUUGCAAAAUUUAGGGUAUUUCCUUCGCUUUAACUCUACCAGCCACCGGCAUUGUGGUCGCUGAUUGGUCCUCAAUCAAGCGAUCCGGAACUUACGUCGCCCUGCUGUCAAUGCAUCUACAACUUGGCCCCAUUAUUGCUAUGCCUUUGUCCGGAAUGUUGUGUGAAAGCCCAUUGGGCUGGCCUAUGGUCUACUACGUUUUGGGAGCGGUUACUACGCUGAGCUUCGUCGUAUUUUAUGUUUUCUACCGAGACUCGCCGGAAAUGCACAGGUAAGACAAAAUGAGUUGGUUUGGAAAGAAAGUUUUUGCAAAUUUUUAAAUUUUUUGGGGUAUUACUUAUUAUAUUCAUGGGCAUCUAGAAAGGUCAAUUUUGAAGUUUUUUGUUGACUGGAAACAAAGUUAUUGCGCUUUUAAAACCAUACAUUUAUAUAUGAUUGUACAAAAAAUCUUGCGCUACUAACUCUGCAAAUUUGUUUUGAGAGAUAGCUCAAAAUUAUUUGAACAACGUAAUAAAGAGCAAGCGCUAUAAAAAAAUUUUAAAAUUUUUUAUGAAAUUUAUUAUCUGGAAACAAAGUUAUUGCAUCUUUUCACAAACUAAAGCCUAACUUUGUCCAAUCUAGCAAGUUAAGCAACAGUGCGCUUGAUUAAACCCAGGUUCGAGCCCGCACAGCUUUCAUUUUUUCAGUUUUUGAAUAAAAAAGGGUUGUAAACAAAGUUUUUGCAACUUUUCUUUUUAGUAUUUUAAUCUUCAAUGUUUUUGCUCUUUAUAACAUUUAUUUUGCUUAACCACUUAUCUUAUUUAUACCCAAAAAUGACUGUUUUCAAGAAGUGUUUUUAUUUUUUUUGUGCGUUUUCUGUCCAAAUUUUUUAGUUUUUUAAAAAAAGGAGGUUGUAAACAAAGUUUUUGAAAUUUUUCUAGGCAACAUAUAAAUCUUCGAGGUUUUUGUUAUCUAACGAUAUUUAUCUGUCUCAAUUACUUAUCUUAUUCAUGAAUCCCUCCCAUUGAGACCUCGCGCCCAUUGAGACCCCGGGUCCAUUGAGACCCCGAGACCAUUGAGACCCCAAACGCCCAUUGAGACCUUGAAAGGAGGUUCGGCGGAGAGUCGGCGGAGACUUUAGGGAAUUCGGCGGAGGGCCGGCGGAGACUUUAGGUAGUUCGGCGGAGGGUCGGCGGAGGCUUUAGGGGUUCGGCGGAGACUUUAGGGAAUUCGGCGGAGACUUUAGGGGAUUCGGCGGAGGGUCGGCAGAGACUUUAAGAGAUUCGGCGAAGACUUUUAUGCAUCCGGCGGGUAUAUACCCGAUUUUACCCCUAACCUUUUUAGCCCUACCCAAACUUACCUUUGCCCUUUCUACCAUACCCAACUAUACCAUACCCAUCCUUUAUAAUAUACCAUAAGAUAUCCUGUGUUACAUACUAUACCAUACCCAUCUUACUAAACAUACCAUACCAAACUAUACCAUACUCUACCCUAUUGUACCUAAUAUACCGUAUCCUACCAUAACCUAUUCUAUCUACCAUACUAAACCCUACAAUACCCCUACCAUAUUAUAACAUGCCAUACCCUACCAUACAAUACCAAACCUUACAAUACCAUACCAUACCAUUCUAUACCAUUCUAAACUGUACCAUACCUUACCUUAUUCAACCUUAUACAAAACUACCGUGUACUAUCCGUGGGUAUGGUAGAAUAAGUAAGUAAAACAACAUAUAUAGUAUAACAUAGUGUAGUAUAGUAUGGCAUAUGAUGACAUACUGUGGUAUGUUAUCUCAGGGUGUGGUAUGGUAGAUAGGAUAGGUUAUGGUAAGGUAUGGUACGAUACGGUAAGUAGGGGUAAAGUCGGAUAAAGCUAAAAAGGUCAGGGGUAAUCCCCUAAAGUCUCCGCCGACCCUCCGCCGAAUUCCCUAAAGUCUCCACCGAACCUUCUAAAGUCUCCGCCGACCCUCCGCCGAAUCCCCUAAAGUCUCCGUCGAACCUCCGCCGAAUCCCCUAAAGUCUCCGCCGACCCUCCGCCGAAUCCCCUAAAGCCUCCGCCGAAUCCCCUAAAGUCUCCGCCGACCCUCCGCCGAAUCCCCUAAAGUCUCCGCCGACGCUCCGCCGAACCUCCUUUCAAGGUCUCAAUGGGCUCGGGGUCUCAAUGGACCGGGGUCUCAAUGGGCGCGAGGUCUCAAUGGGUUUCAGUGCUUAUUCAUACCUAAAAAUGACUGUUUUCAGGAACGUCUCCCUGAAAGAAUUGUCCAAAAUCCAGCGUGGAAAAGUGAAAUGUUCAAAAGAACAAUGCCAAACUGAAAAGAUCCCCUACGGCAAAAUCUUGAAAGAUCCAGCCGUGCUUGGUACCCAAAUUUGUGCACUUGGAUCUCGUGUUGGUUUCCAGAUAUUCGCCUUGUAUGGUCCGUUGUACUUGAACAAGGUAUUGCAUCUGAACAUACAUCACACCGGAUUUAUGGCUGCUCUGCCUUCAGUCAUUGCCUUGAUGGUGAAGUUCAUUGUUGGACCGGCUAGUGACAAAAUGACGUGUAUGAGUCAUAAGCUGAGGGUUCAGUUAUUUGCUACGAUAUCACAGUUCUGCAUGGCUGGCUGCUUCAUUGGACUGGCGUUUCUGCAGGCUGGAAAUAUUUGGCUGGCUCAGGCACUUUUUACUGGUAAGUUGAAGAGUUUUUGAAGGUAGGGUAUGGCAAUGUAUUGUACAGGAAAAUUGAUUAGUGGCUUGGCUUGGCAAGGUAUUGUAAAGUGAAAAAAAUUAGUAGGGUAGGGCACGGCAAUGUACAAUAGAGAGAAAUAAAGUACAGUAGAGUAGAAUAAAGAAUGGCGUGGUACAGCAGAGGCAAAAAUUACAAUAUGGUAGGGUAGGUAAGGUCGUAGGGUAAGGCAGGGUGGGGUAGAGUUGUUUUCCGUCCGCGAUAGCCGGGCUUGACCCAAAUUUAUGCGGGGCAGGGCCUGAAAAUUGUACCCGGCCCGUUCCUCAUGCCUAGUUGUUUGGCUGCGCAGGCUGCGGAUGACAACUUAUACGCUUGGACAGAAAGUGCUUUUUCUAGGUACUGUAGGAGAGAUGGUGGGGUAAGACAAGGCAUAGUGUAAGUUAAGUUCAAGUGUAGAGUAGGGUAGGGUAGGGUAAAUUAUCUAAUAUUAUCAUAAGUUAUGUAAUGUCAUCAUACCACAAUAUUGAACUUUCUACCUAAACAUAUGAUACGUAUCAACUUGCCUUUUGUUUUUGUUGACGUAUCCAAUGGACGUGACAUUUUACUUUUUUUGCAAUUUUGUUUUGGUCAAUUGUGAAAUAUGUGAUGCCAAAGGGCAUAAACAACCAAAAAUAAGUAGUUUUGUGUUUACUGUAACUUGAGAUUACUUCCUAAUCACUCCCAAAAUAGAAUAGUAUUGUAAAGAAGAGAAAAGGAAAAGCAAAGGUCAGAAAUACAAUGAUUACUUACUGUUAAGGGAUCAAUCUUCAAAAAGUAGGGGUUUUGUAAUUAGGUACGGGGGGGAUACCAUACCAUACUAUACCAUACCAUACCAUACCAUACCAUACCAUACCAUACCAUACCAUACCAUACCGUACCAUACCAUACCAUACCAUACCAUACCAUACCAUACCAUACAAUACCAUACCAUACCAUACCAUGCCAUACCAUACUAUAUCAUACUAUACCAUACCCUACCCUACAUUUUCUCUACAGUACUUACUAUCGUACAGUAUCCCACUUUAUAUAUCUGACCGUACUGCCCUACCUUAUCCAUCAGUACCUUAACUUACUUUACAGUAAAUUACCUUAUUUUACCUUACCCUACUUACUAUAAAAACUAAAUAUUAAUAUUAAAAUACCUUCUCCAUAACAUAACUUUAACAAUUUCAGGAGUGACAGUCUUUAAUGGCAUUAACUCAGUCGGCGCCACCAAGUCCAGUCAACUCAUAGCCGGUCGCUUCGCCUCAGUCUUAAUGUCCUUCCAGUCCUACAUCAACUCAUUAGUGGUACUACUGGUACCACAAAUCAUUGGCCUGGUAGCACCACACGCUAAUCAAGAAGGCUGGAGUUGGAUUCUGUUAUCAGUGGGGCUUCUAGUCAUCGUUUGUGUCCUGAUAUUCGAUAUCACGGCCAAAGCUGAGACCAGGAAGUGGGCUCGUGAGCUGCCAAUGAUAAGGAAGUGCGGUCAAUGUAUUGAGGUACCAGUGGAGCCGAGGACCGGCCGAAGAGGUAGUGCCAUCAGUACCACCACCAUCAUGAGUAUGAUCGACAGUGAUGAUGAAUGA